CGGGACUCCGCAGCUCCAGGGUAGGUAGAUUCAGCCGGUUCCGCGUGGACGAAGGGUCCGAGAUAUUUGCAGAAACAUGAAACUAAAGCGCAUUUGGAAAACUCACCCACGUCUGUCAUGACUGAAGACCAACACGUUUAGGGGGAGAUGGAAGGACACGAAGGGGAGAGACUGUGUGGGAAGUGGAGGGUCGCCUGCGGUUUGUACAGCUACAACCUGAGAGACGUCUUCACGUGGCACCUGCUGAAGACUGUGGUCAUGGGCCAGGUCCUGUCGCUGCUCAUCUGUGGGACGGCGGUGAGCUGUCAGUACCUGGUCGACGCCAAAGUGGAGACGCCAAUGCUGCAGAGUUUCCUCAACUACGCCCUGCUGCUGCUCUUCUACACCACCAUCCUCGUGGCGCGCAAAGGUGAAAGAAACAUCGUGCAGAUUUUGAAAACCAAGUGGUGGAAGUAUUUGGUGAUGGGUCUGGCAGAUGUGCAGGCGAACUACGCCGUGGUGAAGGCCUACCAGUUCACCACGCUGACCAGUAUCCAGCUGCUCGACUGCUUCGUGAUCCCGGUGCUGAUGCUUCUCUCCUGGUUCUUCCUGAAAACCCGCUACCGGCCGGUCCACUUUGUGGCCGUUACGGUGUGUCUGCUGGGGGUGGGGGCCAUGGUGGGGGCCGACAUUCUGGCCGGAAGAGACCAGGGGUCCACCAGUGAUGUUGUGCUGGGCGACGGUCUGGUUCUGCUCAGUGCCGGACUCUACGCUGUGUCCAACGUGUGCCAAGAGCACACGGUGAAGAACCGGAGCCGAGUGGAGUUCCUGGGCAUGAUGGGCCUGUUCGGGACGCUCAUCAGCGGCAUCCAGCUAGUCGCUCUGGAAACUUCUGCGGUAGCAGCAAUAAAGUGGGACGUUCGUAUCUCCACGCUGUUCGCAGUCUACGCCCUGUGCAUGUACGCCCUGUACAGCUUCAUGCCCGUGGUGGUGAAGAUGACCAGCGCGACGGCGGUCAACCUCUCGCUGCUCACCGCAGACCUCUUCAGCCUCUUCUGCGGCCUCUUCCUCUUCCACUACAAAUUCUCAGCGCUGUACAUCAUCUCGUUUGUCGUCAUCACCGUGGGUUUCAUCAUGUUCAACACGGUUCCCACGUACACGGCUUUACCCGAGGGCGAGCCUGCUGACGAUUGUCCGGCCGAGAGCCCGUCGGACCGGCUGCUGCCGGCAGACGGAGACGCCCCGAGAUCCGAGACGCUCACCGCCGUCGCCGCACUAUGACGUUUCCUCUGUAAGACGAGAGCCGCCCGACUGCAACACUCAGACGUGUGUCUGAGAGAAGAGAAGAUUAUUUUGUUCCAUUAUACAGAGGGUCAAAACUCAGUUUUAACGUUAACUCCAUUUUAUUUUAUUUAUCCAGAAACUUCACCGGUUGUUUGUUUUUUUUAAGUAUGAAGAGAAAUGCAGUUGUCAGACAUCGUUAUGUAUUUUCUGUGGCAGUCAGCAAUUUGCAUUGACGCAUUUUGAAUUCUUAUUUACAAGUUACUGCACUUGAACCACAAACAGAUCAGUUACUUGUCUCCUAAACAUUUUUUAAAUAUUAAUAUAUUUCAUAUUUUUAAAAAGUUCCUCAGCUGGGCUGUUACAUUCCUCUUAGUUGUGUUGUUGUUUUUGAAUUUGAACUCAAACCACUUUUACAAAGUUUUACUUUACUUUACAGUUUUCAGUCUUGUGUACUGUAGAGUCACAUGGAUUUAUUUUUUUUGCUUUGUGUUGCCACUAAACACUGGAGUAUGUCAGCAUGAUAGUUUUACUUUUGUUUUUACUAAUAAAUCCAUUUUUUAUAUUG
Molecule: messenger RNA, 1828 nt
Organism: Scophthalmus maximus (turbot)
Lineage: Eukaryota; Metazoa; Chordata; Actinopteri; Pleuronectiformes; Scophthalmidae
Product: solute carrier family 35 member F2-like
Exons: 9
Coding region: 148-1260 (370 amino acids)
Biological process (GO): transmembrane transport
Cellular component (GO): membrane
Molecular function (GO): transmembrane transporter activity
Source: RefSeq, a predicted model, not a curated record